Molecule: messenger RNA, 1990 nt
Organism: Suillus fuscotomentosus
Lineage: Eukaryota; Fungi; Basidiomycota; Agaricomycetes; Boletales; Suillaceae
Product: ferric reductase NAD binding domain-containing protein
Exons: 11
Coding region: 153-1982 (609 amino acids)
Biological process (GO): iron ion transport; intracellular iron ion homeostasis; copper ion import
Cellular component (GO): plasma membrane
Molecular function (GO): ferric-chelate reductase activity
Source: RefSeq, a predicted model, not a curated record
GAGUAUCGAUUUCGGCAUACAGAAACAUCAUUCCCUCGCGAAAUCACAUUAUAUUCAAAUUUGUCAAACCGCACUGAUAUGUUCCUCCUAUUUAGUCUACUCUUUUCUUAGCCUUCAAGUUGUUGGAGCCCACAUUUUCUUCACAACUUGGGAUGUCGAGCUCUCAAUUCUCUGAAGCUGACCUAACCUUGUCCAGCGAUGAAGAUAUCAAGUACCCUGAACAAGUGUGGUAUACUCUCGCCGCCUUUCUCUUCGUGAUCGGCUGCUUCCAGUGGGGAUUGUUCCUUCAUUCCAAGUUCGCCAGGCGGGGACACCACGAGUUCGACGAAGAAACGACUAUCACCAAUGGCGUUCAUCAGAAAAUUUCUCUUCGUCGACUUCCGCUUGCGGUCAUAAAUUUCUACCGCGUUGUUGCCUUCCGAUGGACCCUGGAAAUAGGACAAUCCUAUACCCUCAACAUGGCGGAGGUCUUUGUCACUGUGGCAUACAUCGUCCUUCUGUUGAUAUAUGCUUUCAUUAAUACCACCUCAGUCGAGGGUCAGAAGCUUGAUAUCUACUGGAGCAACCGUAUAGCAAUGCUGGCGUCCAGUCAGUUUCCUAUCGUCACGGCUCUUGGCACCAAGAACAAUCUUGUAUCUCUGGUCACAGGCAUCAGUUACGAUAAGCUUAAUUAUAUCCAUCGAAUGACGGCUAAGACAUGUUUCAUGCUACUUUGGGUACAUGGGGCUGGCAAUAUUGUAUCCAAUCCCUUCUUCAAGGAGAGGUUGAGCGAACCAUGGCUUCGCGCCGGUGUCACUGCCAUGGUCGCUUUCUCUAUCCUGAUCAUAGUAUCACUGCACCCCGUUCGCAGCAACAUGUAUGAGGUCUUCUUUUAUGUUCACUUCCUUGGCGUCCUUAUAUUUUUGGUGGGAGGAUAUUACCACACCAGAGGUGCUGACGGGUCAUAUUGGAUAUGGCCCUCGUUUGUGUUCUGGGCUCUCGACCGCUUCAUCCGGGCGGUUCGACUAGUUGUAUUCAACCACUCUUACUUUGGGUUCAAGUCAGGAACUGGGACAAUGGACGCAGCGACAGAAUUGCUUUCCGAAAAUGUCGUUAGAUUACGUCUAUGUCGACCCCCGCAUUUCCAUUGGUCCCCAGGACAAACGGCGUAUCUAAUUAUGCCUUCAGUUUCGACCCUGCCAUUCGAAGCGCACCCCUUUACUAUUGCGAGUUUUGAUUCUAGUCUGCUGUCGACCGCAUCGGCGGAGGAUCAAUCCAGCGCUGAGGUUACGGGAUCUAGCGUUCCGUUCUGGAAGGAGCUGGUAUUUUUGGUCAACGUGCAGGGAGGUUUCACGAAAAAGCUAAAGGAAGUAGCCGUCAAGAAGGAAACUAUCAAAGUUUUUGUAGAUGGCCCUUACGGCCCAUCUCCUGACCUCGGUUCAUACGAUACCUCUGUAUUGGUGGCAGGCGGGUCUGGUGUCUCGUAUACCCUCCCGGUCUUCCUUAACAUUAUCGAACGCGUACGCAAAGGGAAAAGCUCUUGCACACGCGUGGUGUUCAUUUGGUCCAUUCGCGGGGCUGAGUAUGUCCAAUGGAUCGAAGAAGCACUUAUCAAUGCUGUUCAGCUUGCUCCGCCAUCUUUGGCAGUCUCUAUCCGCAUCUUUAUCACCGCAUCUUCAUCCAGGGAAGACCAUUCCAGCAUUUCAAGUUCGACUGAGAAGAAAAGCAAUCCAGAACACAUGGUAGUUAGGAAAAAUUCCUUAUCACUGUCAUUCUUGUCGCUGCGCGGCGUUAAGACGGAAAAUAGAAGGGCGGAUCUAGAUGCUCUGCUCAAAGAAGAGGUCAAUGUAACCUCGGGGAGGAUGUCGGUGGGCGUUUGCGGAUCGCAGGGCAUAGCACGUGCGGUCCGUCAUGCGCUUCGGUUCCCGGUCUCUGGGCCUUCUAGUAUCCUCAGUGGUGGACCGAGUGUGACGCUGCACGUUGAAUCGUUCGGAUACGCUUGAUGGUCUCG